ACAUAUGAAGAAUUAUUACCUGUGAUUAAAACAUGUCAAGAUUUCGAUCAAAGCUAUCAGUGUUUGCAGCGAGCGUAUAGAGCUCGUCCGGCUUCUGUAACUAAUGUGGAUCGAUAUAGUCGUGAAAAUAAUGCUGGAAUAUCAGCCACUACUACUGAUAGAAAUUCAGAAGGUGAUUGUCGAGAUUCGUCUAUUGUGGUUUCGAAAGAUCAAACAGGUAAACCACCUAGAAAACGUCUUUAA
This is a messenger RNA of Didymodactylos carnosus, 243 nucleotides long. The record is from the annotation of a GenBank genome assembly. NCBI's taxonomy places the organism in Eukaryota, Metazoa, Rotifera, Eurotatoria, Philodinida, Philodinidae.